CUGUUAUUUCUCAUAUUCUUAAAGUUGAACUCUUCUUGUCAAGAUCUGCCUUUUUAUUCUUUUUUUUCUCUCACUAAAGUCACCCAAUAGGGGCCUCCAACUCUCUUUCUCUAUCUUUUUGUUUUUGUUUUUGUUUUUGUUUUUGUUUAUACAUAUAGAGGAAAGAACGGUGAAAGAGAAGAGAAUUGAAGAAGUUCUCAGAGAUCUGGCAACUUCAUUACAGAAAAGGACAAGUUGGGGAAUGAUAUACUGAUGGGGAGAAAAGGGAACUGGUUCUCUUCCGUGAAGAAAGCUCUCAGCCCAGUUUCAAAGACAAAAAAGAAUCCAAAUAAAUCAAAGAAGAAAUCAUAUGAGUUGGAAAAAUCCGCCGUUCCUAAUCCGCUGCCUUUAGAAACUGUUACAGUCUCUCAUCCUCCUCCUCCUUUGGAAGAGGUCAAAUUGGCCGAAGUGCAGGAUGAACAAACCAAACAUGCUUAUUCUGUUGCAGUUGCCACUGCUGUGGCAGCUGAGGCCGCUGUUGCGGCUGCUCAAGCCGCUGUGGAGGUUGUUCGACUUACUACAGUGACUCAGUUCACAGGAAAAUCAAAAGAGGAAGUGGCAGCAAUCAGAAUUCAGACGGCAUUUCGUGGAUACCUGGCAAAGAGGGCAUUGAGGGCUUUGAGAGGGCUUGUCAGGUUGAAAUCACUGGUACAAGGGCCUACUGUCCAGCGACAAACUACACACACUCUACGAUGCAUGCAAACUCUAUCCCGCGUGCAGUCUCAGGUCCAUUCUAGGAGGAUCAGGAUGUCAGAGGAGAAUCAAGCUCUCCAGAGACAGCUUUUACAGAAAUGUGCGACAGAACUUGAGUGCUUGCGGAUGGGGGAGGACUGGGAUGACAGUCUACAAUCCAAAGAACAAAUUGAAGCAAACCUACUAAGCAAGUAUGAGGCAGCAAUGAGAAGGGAAAGAGCACUGGCUUAUUCAUUCUCUCAUCAGCAAACCUGGAAGAAAUCUACAAAAUCCGCAAACUUACUGUUCAUGGACCCAAACAAUCCACAAUGGGGUUGGAGCUGGCUGGAACGAUGGAUGGCAGCCCGGACAUGGGAUAACAGGAGCAUGACCGAGAAAGAACUCAACAGUGAUCUCUCGUCCGUAAAGAGUAUUGGCCUCAGUGUAGGAGAAAUCACUAAGGCUUAUGCUCGCCAUCAACUCAAUUCUGACAAGCCUUCCCCAACCGCCAGCCAAAAACCAAGUCAUUUCUCUAACCACCCAUCUCCUUCCCCAACAGGUAGCCGAAAACCAAGUCAUCAUUCUAACCGCCUCUCCCCUUCAACUCCUGCAUCCAAGUCAGCUUUCUCAGCAGUAGCCAGGAGCACAAGAGGGGAUGUUUUGGGCCCAGAAGAUGAUGCAAAGAGCAUGUUCAGUGUGAAAUCGGAGAGGAAUAGGAGGCAUAGCAUUGCUGGGUCGUUGGUGAGAGAUGAUGAGAGCCUAGCAAGCUCUCCGGCAGUACCAAGUUACAUGGCAUCCACCAAGUCAGCAAAGGCUAAGUCGCGUAUGCAAAACCCAUUGGGUGUGGAGAAUGGAACACCAGAAAAGGGAUCAGCAGGAUCUGCAAAGAAGCGGCUUUCUUUCCCGCCUUCACCAGCUCGGCCAAGGCGGCAUUCAGGUCCACCAAAGGUGGACAUCAGCUCCAUUGCAAAGCAGAAUGCCGUGAAGGGAGGAACAGAAGAUAAUAAUAAGUUAAUGAUUCCUGAUGAAGAGCAGAAGAUAAUAAGCUAAUUGGGUAUAAAGAGGUUUAUGAAGAGAAGAAAUAAAAAUGAAUUUUAUUUGAUUUGUGAAUCCACUUCCACUUCUGUUAACAUUUGUUAUUUUAUUUAUUGCUUUGAGGGUGUUGGUUUGGGGGUUAAUUAGUCUCUUGGGCGAGCCUUGUUAUGAAGAUUGUUUCCUAUUCCAGCUCUUUUUAAUUGUUAACAUUGUGACGAUUGUUAAAUUAUUUUAGAAAAACCCUGCUUCUGGGUUUAAAUAAUUUUCUCAAAAAUAAUGAAUGUGAUAACUCUGGUUCCUCUCAGGAAUUUGAGAAUUUCUUUUUCCCUCUUUUAA
This is a messenger RNA of Cornus florida, 2082 nucleotides long. Its product is annotated as protein IQ-DOMAIN 2-like. The transcript is spliced from 6 exons. Gene Ontology annotation, molecular function: protein binding. The coding region runs from base 253 to 1761 and encodes 502 amino acids. The record is from RefSeq and is a predicted model, not a curated record. Lineage: Eukaryota; Viridiplantae; Streptophyta; Magnoliopsida; Cornales; Cornaceae.